AUGUUGACGCCUACUAAUGCCUACCGAUAUCGAUGGCUGUAUGCCAUCGGGAACACGCCAGCGACGAAUUUGGCACGAAGCAUCCCCCAUGGCCAGGAUGCCAGCUUACUUUCACUUGGUUGCGGUGAUUUGAGGAAUGUUUUGUACACUUCCUAUGUGCAGCAAGGACUUCCACGGAACCUAGUCCUGCUGACCAUGAUAUUGGCCAAUGGAGAAGUCAUCAACAGCGAGGCAGUCUGGGACAUAUACUACCACAUGUACUUGGACGAACAGACCGUAGAGCGGCUUGUCCGGCAUGUCAAGUCAAUCAUUCCCAUGCUGGAAUCGCUCGACUCUUUCACCACUAGCCCGUUUGGCUCAGUCAUCAAAAUUUGCGAUGAGGAUACCCUGCGUGAUGUUCGCGACUCCCUUCAGCGCAUUCUUGGCGCAGCAGAAAAAGAUGACAGAAGCAAGCAAGCUACCAAGCUAUCAACGAGCCUCGGCCUAUCUAAGGGAGUCAUAGAGGAGGGCUCUAUGAUUCUAACAGGGAUGCGAUCAGCUGCUCCCCUCGCUCUUACAUCCAAGUUUGCCUUGCCCGAAAACUUCCAACACUACUGGAAAACGGGAGUCGCAAUGAUUCAAGGGAAAACUGCCAGGAUACCGAAUCCUAUGCUGGUUGGCCUGCUCUCCGACUGGGAACUUUUCCACUAUGGCAAUGACCCCUUGCUCAGUUUCCACCUCGCGACGGCAUUCACAGAUUUGCCAGCGAAUUCUCCUCUGAAGCCUCAUGUUGAUGACGAGAAGUAUAAAGUUGCUGCAGCAGCUAGGGUACAGUUCUUUGCAUGGGCUCAAGCUUUCAGAAACUUAAAGGACAGUGUCUGUGUCCGCCUUGUCAUUUCCGAUGCUUUCGCAUUUAGCCAUACUCUCCAAUAUUCUGAUGCAGCCGACGAAGCAUCCGCGAACUGGUACAGGCGUCUGUGGGAUUCAAAAGUCCUCCGCUUGGACAAGGCAUCAUAUGGGCGUGGUGGUAGUGCGCCGAUCAAAUUCGACGCCAUCGAUACUUCCAACUUAUCGGAUCACUUUGAAGUCUUGAAUAUCCUCGUAUCUACAGCACCCCUACUAAAAGCCACACCUUGGGCAACACUUUAUACGGAGCAGCUCCUGGACAACCGCAGAGCUGGGAAACAGUCUCUUGACCAGGUGCUACACGGCCCAUCAUCCACAGUAUCUCUGUUAUUGGGUCUUACCCCUUUGCAUGCCUGGACAAAUGCAAAGGCUGAAUCUCACGUUGAUGAGAUCUUUAUAUCGGCGAUGGGCAAAGCUGGAGAUACGACACAGACUCAGUUUCAUGUUCGUCUAGCAUGGAAGCGUGACGACCAAUUUGGUGGUUAUGACAUGGAGCGACCCAAGCUGCACAUGAAAGCCAAAGACGUCACCGAGAUUCUAUUUCAGAUGUAUUCUGAGAUGUUUGCAAACGAGAUGGACGAUGGUCACCAUGAGCCCUCUGGUGGAAGGGUCCUGCACAGCUAUCCCCGUUUCCAUCGCGGGAGCUUCACUGCUUUACUCAAAGUCAUCCAGGGCCGAGUGAAGACUGAUUGGGAUGCAGUGAUCAGCGGUUUGCUAAAGAGUAUAGAAGAAGAAAGAAAUCUGCACAUGACUGCGAAACAAGCACAAGACUUUCGCCUCCAGCUAUCUCUCUCUUCCCUCCAUACUACAAGGAAUGAUGACGUCGUAGCGACGGUACCUCGUCAAAGGCCUCUUAGUGGAUGGAAGCAUCUCCCAUCCAUGGUAGCCGUCACCUUGGUUGUCCCUCGAGAUGCCUUUGCCAAACUAUUUCCUCAACCUCAGCCGACAGCCUCAGUUCCCACCUUAGUAGGCACCCUGAAGUCUACUGGCAACGGUUCUAAGAAGAGAUUCGACGUGUUUGAUGAUGUUCAUGUUGUUUUUGGCCGGGUGACGACAACAGGCGACAUUGCUUCGGGAGAUGCAAUCGUGAGCAUAGAAGAAGAUGCGCUCUGUUGGUCAGGAACAUCACCUCUGGUAGCAACCUUUUUGGUGCCUACAGCUGCGCUGGUGGAGGAGCCAGUAACGAGUUUGGUUGGCCUAGACCUAACAAUGGCUUCUUCUAGUACCGCUCUUAUGACCAUCAUGCUGGGCAUGUCGAGUACGGUUUAUGAAGCAGCAUUGUCAGAUACAACGAAAGUGUUCGUAUCCAAACUUAUGCCAGGCACAAUAGCGCACAAGGUGACGAGUGGCGGCGUCAAACCAUUGAAAGAUGAUGUUGCCAAGGUGGGCAGCGAGGGUCCUAUGACAUUGAUGGCCGAAUUGCCUUCGAAUCAAAAGGCCAUCGAAUAUUUAACUGCACACUUGCAGAUUUCCUCUAAAAUGGGCCAAAAACUGUUGCAGAAUAAGGCACCUAUCGAAUUACAGCAGGGUGAUCCCUUUACUAUCAACGUCGUGUUUGGUAAGAAAGAGUUGAUCUGCCCGCUCAGAUAUCCAAUUCCCGUGACAAGCAUCGGCAGCAAAACCCGUAUUGCUCGUACAUCUGGAUACAUCGAGGUGAUUGCCCCUCUGGCAGAUCCGAAGCAGAGCAAGGUCUUGGGAGAUUUUAUUUCCCCUACUGUGAUUGCGCCUCGCGGUCUUCCUGUGGCUGUUAAUAUGCCUCAUCUCAACCUUGAUAACUUGCCCAUCAUCGAUUUGAAGGAAAAGGGGCGCUUGUCAUGGUUGACGACACUAACAUCUCUGCAAUUCUCCGUCAAGGAGAGGCAGCUUAGAGAUGGAGUGGAUACAUCGGGAAUUGCAGCAGAUGUGCGCGUUAAUUUCAAGGAAUCUCUAUUUACCAUGUUUAUGGUUUCCUCUGGCGUACAAGGAAGUCAAACAGGCCUGAUUUUUAUCAAGCACCCAGAAAAGGGCGGUAUCCAGGCAGUUAUUCUAGUAUCGGCAUUACGGUUGGAUGGCGACACGGCAUCCGUGGUGUUGGACGCCGCCAUCAUCCCUUUUUCGUUGAAAAUGUUGGAAUCCGACUCGUUGAGGACAUUCCUAUACGAACUGGAUCCAAUGGGAGGUUGCACGAUGAUAGUCAACGAUGAGGAGCUGGCUCUUUGGAAAAAGACUAUACCGUCUUUAGUAGAGCGAUGCCGUACUUGGAACCAUCUUCCAAAUUGCGAAUACAAAAAGGACGGCGCAACCGUACCGCUGAGUUUUGAGCAUGGGAAACAAUGGCUCUGCUCAUGUGGCAAUGGACAGCUACCGAAUGACUUCGUUGGGUUGCCUUAUUGGGAGAAGGCGGCAGAGUACGCGGUGCGAAUUGCAAUCAGCCCGAUGUACUCGGUCCCUUUUGUUGAGCCAGUCAUCAAUGAGAAGAAGUUGGUGGUGAAAGAAUCAUCUGACGAGACUGAGCAAUGUAACACAUGUGGGAAGACGGAACAAUUGGACGGGCUGAAGCUGAAGAAGUGCAAGGGGUGUAUGAAGAUUAGCUACUGCUCGACAGAGUGUCAGAGGCAAGACUGGAAGCAGCACAAGAGGGAGUGCAUAAGUGCAUAG
Molecule: messenger RNA, 3522 nt
Organism: Trichoderma harzianum CBS 226.95
Lineage: Eukaryota; Fungi; Ascomycota; Sordariomycetes; Hypocreales; Hypocreaceae
Exons: 2
Coding region: 1-3522 (1173 amino acids)
Biological process (GO): regulation of transcription by RNA polymerase II
Cellular component (GO): nucleus
Molecular function (GO): DNA-binding transcription factor activity, RNA polymerase II-specific
Source: RefSeq, a predicted model, not a curated record